AUGGAUAACAGCAGUUACCGCAGUGUGGAUGAAGGUGAGGAAGAUGAAGGUAAACGAGAGGUCGGUCAGGAGGAACAGAAACAGGGAGAAGGGAAGGAUAGAGAGGAGGAAGAGGACAACGAAGACAAUGAUGAUAAAAAAGAGGAAGAAGAAGAGGGCAAGGUGAUUAAAGAAGAACACAGAGAAGCAAGUUCUACUAUUGGUAAUGCAACGCAAAGGAUAUCUAGAGGAAUUCGAGAUAAGUCGAAUCAUAUCUUUGGAGGCAUAGACAAGGCAUGUGAACAGUUUUACAUUAUGGUCCAUGCAGCUUCAGAUGGUGCUUGGUCUUCCAUCACAUUUCAGUUUUCUAAGAUUUACAUAGAAUAUUCUCAUUUUAUUCUAUCCUUCACUCCCCCUGCUGCGACUGUAUAG
Messenger RNA from Cryptomeria japonica (Japanese cedar), 411 nucleotides. RefSeq lists its product as uncharacterized. The transcript is spliced from 3 exons. The record is from RefSeq and is a predicted model, not a curated record. NCBI's taxonomy places the organism in Eukaryota, Viridiplantae, Streptophyta, Pinopsida, Cupressales, Cupressaceae. The coding region runs from base 1 to 411 and encodes 136 amino acids.